AUGGAAACACCAGAAGUACCUCAAGAUGCCCCUCAACUCAGUGCUCUCGCCGCGCAGAAUGCGAACGUCUCGAGAACAGUCUACGCCCAUGCAUCCGAGCGAUCGGCCACAAAGCGCCAGAAGCUAGACGACGCGUCCGAGGACCCCAUCAUCAAGAGACGGUUCCGUAACGAAUAUUCAGAUGUAGAAACUCUACCGCCAUCAAUCACUGCGAAGCUUCCAACGAAACAGCCUGGAAAGAAGGCUUCUAAGGCUGGUGUGCCUGCUCGCCCAGCCAUGAAGCUCCUUGAGGGCGCGCCUGGUUCAGGAAAGGCCUCUACUUCUGCGGCCAGGGACGAAAGUACACCACAGAACAUGAGUCUUACGACAAGAGGAGUGCAAGGCCUUCAGCAGCAGAAGCCAGAAUGGCACGCGCCUUGGAAGUUAAUGAGGGUCAUCUCUGGUCAUCUCGGUUGGGUGCGCAGUCUGGCUGUUGAACCUGGCAACAAAUGGUUUGCGAGCGGUGCAGGAGAUCGAACUAUCAAGAUUUGGGACUUGGCGACGGGCUCGCUGAGAUUGACUCUGACUGGACAUAUCAGCACUGUGCGCGGCCUUGCAGUGUCCCCUCGUCAUCCUUAUCUCUUCUCUUGUGGCGAAGAUAAGAUGGUCAAGUGCUGGGAUCUCGAGACGAACAAAGUCAUCCGUCACUACCACGGACAUCUAAGUGGCGUCUAUACUCUUGCCCUGCACCCUACCCUCGAUGUUCUGGUCACUGGUGGUCGAGAUGGUGUCGCCCGUGUCUGGGAUAUGCGAACCAGAAGCAACAUUCACGUCCUCUCAGGUCACACACAGACGGUUUCCGAUCUCGUUUGUCAAGAGGCUGACCCUCAAGUUAUCACCGGAUCUUUGGACUCGACAGUGCGACUCUGGGAUCUCGCAGCGGGCAAGACCAUGGGUGUACUAACCCAUCACAAGAAGGGUGUUCGUGCCUUAGCAACACAUCCAUCAGAGUUCACGUUUGCUAGUGGUAGCACAGGAAGUGUCAAACAAUGGAAGUGCCCUGAAGGCGCCUUCAUGCAGAACUUCGAGGGCCACAAUGCGAUUAUUAACACGAUGAGUGUUAACGAGCAAAAUGUCUUCUUUACGGGAGGCGAUAAUGGUUCCAUGAGCUUUUGGGAUUGGAAGACUGGUCAUAGAUUCCAGUCUCUUGAUACCACAGCUCAACCUGGCUCUCUUGACGCCGAGGCAGGUAUCAUGAGUUCAACAUUCGAUCGCUCUGGUCUACGUCUGAUCUGUGGCGAAGCUGAUAAAACAAUCAAAAUCUGGAAGCAAGAUGAAACAGCAACAGAAGAGUCACAUCCCCUGGAAUGGAAGCCAACUCUGGCCCGACGAAAGUUUUAA
Molecule: messenger RNA, 1380 nt
Organism: Fusarium redolens
Lineage: Eukaryota; Fungi; Ascomycota; Sordariomycetes; Hypocreales; Nectriaceae
Product: WD40-repeat-containing domain protein
Exons: 3
Coding region: 1-1380 (459 amino acids)
Biological process (GO): mRNA splicing, via spliceosome
Cellular component (GO): Prp19 complex; precatalytic spliceosome; catalytic step 2 spliceosome
Molecular function (GO): protein binding
Source: RefSeq, a predicted model, not a curated record